This is a messenger RNA of Aethalodelphis obliquidens (Pacific white-sided dolphin), 2893 nucleotides long. RefSeq names its product retina and anterior neural fold homeobox (gene RAX). Bases 917 to 2440 code for a protein of 507 amino acids. Gene Ontology annotation, molecular function: RNA polymerase II cis-regulatory region sequence-specific DNA binding; DNA-binding transcription factor activity, RNA polymerase II-specific. The transcript has 3 exons. Gene Ontology annotation, biological process: positive regulation of transcription by RNA polymerase II. The record is from RefSeq and is a predicted model, not a curated record. Lineage: Eukaryota; Metazoa; Chordata; Mammalia; Artiodactyla; Delphinidae.
GUUCACAUUUCCCGCCAACAUUUCAGUGAGGGCAGGGGCUGCCUCUGGCAUCAGCUUUGAGAAGAGCCGGCGUUUACAGUGCUGUUCACAGCACUGGGGGGGAUGUGAAGAAACAAAACAAAACCAUCCGCCCGCACAAAUCAUCUUCCCACUUGGCCUAUGAGUCACUCUGGGCCUCGGAAGCCUCGCGGGGUCCCCUUUGCCAGCGGAUUGUGCCUAUAGCCCCCAGAGAAGCGCGAGGCCUUGCACCCUGACGAAGGUCCUUCCCCCCUCAGCCUGAGGUUGGGUCAUCUCCUUGGCCUGGAAGAUAGUUUGGAGGGAGGGUUCCCUCAGGACAAAUAGUCUGCGAGGGUGACAACCCCUAGCGGGUCUCCCACCGGCUUGAGCCCGGCAGCGUGUCCGAUUCGGCGCCUUCCAGCCUCCUGCUGGGCCGUGGGACCCUUGAAGUCGCCAGGCCUGCGAGCACAGAUGGUCCCACCGUCUCCGGGGGCGGGCGCCGGGGUCAGGGGGCCUGCGGGCGCGCAAGUACGAGGGGGCAGGGAGGAGUAGUUAAAUCAGAUGUAGACAAACAAAAUAAACCCGAAGUCCGAGGCUUCGGACUACGGAGCCGAAAGAGGAUUGCCGGUGGGGCUAAAAAGAGGAAGAAAGAGGGGAAAAUUCAAACUGGGAAGAAGCGUGGACUGACUUCCAAAGCCAGAAAGCCGGGGAGCCUGCUCUCGGUCUUUCCAAGGGUCGCCCCUGGCGCUCAGCCCGGCGCAGGAAGCGCGCCUCGGGGCAGAAGGAGAGCCUGGGCCGGGGGAGAGGAGCCGAAGGAGGGAGGCAAGCCCGAGGGGAGGUGGAACCGAGGGUGUCGGUCCCACUGAGGCAGGACUGCGGGGAGCGGGCCCUCGGACCCGGGUCCCCGGGCCCGUCAAACAUGCCCCAGAGGUCUCAGCAGUGUUCGGAGCUGAUCGAGAGGUGGGAGGUGGAAGGUUCGGAGUGCCGGCCCAGCCCGGGGUGGGUGGGCGAGGACCCUGAGGCUGGGCGAGGGAAGGACCCGCCCCACUGCGGGGGGAGGGACCAGGGAAGAGGCUGGGUAGCGGGCGAGAGGGGAGGAGCCGGGGCGACCCGGCUUGGAGCCUUCAGCUCCCGGAGACCCAGCCGCCGGGAGUUGAAACUCCGACUCCCGCCGGGACCUAGGCGGCCGCGGGCCGAGCGCUCGCCCUCCUCUAGCGCGCGCGGCCGGGGCCCGCAUCGCCCGCGGAGCUUGACCUUGAGUCAGGACCCCUCGGGUUGGGCGACCGCACCCGGGAGGGGCCGACUUCCAGCUUCUCGCUCUCGGUCUUCCAAGCAGGCGGCGCUGCGGAGAGCGCGGGCCGCGCCCUCCGGCGUCCCGGCGCUCCCCAUGCACCUGCCCGGCUGCGCCCCAGCCAUGGCCGACGGCAGCUUCUCGCUCGCCGGCCACCUGCUUCGCAGCCCGGGCGGAAGCACCUCGCGGCUGCAUAGCAUCGAAGCCAUCCUGGGAUUUACUAAGGACGACGGGAUCCUCGGUUCCUUCCCGGAGGAGCGGGUCGCCCGGGGUGCGAAAGAGCGGGAUAGGAGGCCGGGCGCGCGGACCUCCUGCCCCAAGGCGCCUGCAGGAGGCGCCGAGCCCUCCACGCCGCCCGCCCCGGCACCGGCUCCCGAGUACGAAGCCCCUCGCCCCUACUGCCCCAAGGAGACAGGGGAGGCGCGGCCGAGCCCUGGGCUGCCUGUCGGACCCCCAGCCCCCAGCGACUCGAAGCUGUCAGAGGAGGAGCAGCCCAAGAAGAAGCAUCGACGGAACCGCACGACCUUCACCACAUACCAGCUGCACGAGCUGGAGCGCGCGUUCGAGAAGUCCCACUACCCCGACGUGUACAGUCGCGAGGAGCUGGCCGGCAAGGUCAACUUACCCGAGGUCCGGGUCCAGGUGUGGUUCCAGAACCGACGGGCCAAGUGGCGGCGGCAGGAGAAGCUGGAGGUGUCGUCCAUGAAGCUGCAGGACUCGCCUCUGCUCUCCUUCAGCCGCUCCCCGCCCGCCGCGGCCCUGGCGCCCCUCGGGGCGGGCCCGGGCGGCGGAGGCGGCGGGCCUGCGGGGGGCGCCCUGCCGCUCGAGUCGUGGCUCGGGCCGCCGCUGCCGGGCGGGGGCGCCACGGCGCUGCAGAGCCUGCCAGGCUUCGGGCCGCCGGCGCAGAGCCUGCCCGCCAGCUACACGCCGCCGCCUCCGCCCUUCUUGAACUCCCCGCCCCUCGGGCCCGGCCUGCAGCCCCUUGGGCCGCCGCCGCCGCCGCCGCCGCCGCCCGCCUACCCGUGCGGGCCCGGCUUCGGGGACAAGUUCCCGCUGGACGAGGCGGACCCGCGCAACAGCAGCAUCGCGGCGCUGCGCCUGAAGGCCAAGGAGCAUAUCCAGGCCAUCGGGAAGCCGUGGCAGGCCCUCUAAGGGCACCGGGGACCAAUUCAGGCCAGACGCCCGUCCUAGGAGCCGACCCCGAGCCGCAGGCGCUCACGCCUUCUCCCUGGGUCCCCCGGACUCGGCCACUCUUGCCCUGCGCCGCCUGAAGACCUAGGUCUAGGAUGUGCAUCUGCGCCCGACUCACCGCGGAGGGCUGACCCCCCAGGCCAGCCGAGACCUUCUGGCCACACCCACACUCCCACGGACCCCGGGCCUUGCUGCUGGAGGGGGACAGGCGGCCACGCUGCUGCCACCCCGGCGGGCGCCGGAGCCUCCAAGUUCAAGGUACCCAAAGCCCCUGACCUCGGCCGCUCCCGGGCGGCGUGGCAACCCCAGAAAAGGCCGACUGGGAGGAAGGGGAGGCGGAGAAAGUGUUUGAGGAACUGUCUGUAAAAGUAGUUUCGAAGAAUUGAGGAGGAGAAUUAAAGAUUUACCUGUUUU